Symbiodinium pilosum is the source of this 372-nucleotide messenger RNA. The record is from the annotation of a GenBank genome assembly. NCBI's taxonomy places the organism in Eukaryota, Dinophyceae, Suessiales, Symbiodiniaceae.
AUGCAAAGUAUAAAAAGUGUGCUCAGGAACAUGCAGUGCGCAGAAAUCUACGGCCACGUCGAUUGGUUACAGGUUUGCGACUGUGUCGACGAGGCCACCGGCCUCCGUGACAACAUCACUGUGGCUGCGCCGAGGCUGGGAACCGCCAACAUCUACUUCUCUGUUCCUGCCUUCGUCGUCCUCUUCCGCGAGUCCCUGGAGGCGCGUCUUGAUUGCUACGAUCUUCCCAGCAUGUGCUGCUGUACAAAGGACGUUGCUUGUUGGAUCAUCAGUCGCGGCCAUCACCUGGUCACUUAUCAUCAUACAGGGAAAAGAGAGCGCUUCCAUGCCGAAGUCACUACGUCUCUACGCACGACUUUGUGGAUUCCUUGA